UCAAAAAUUGGGAUUAAUCAUGUCUAAUUCGGAUAAUAUUACAAAUGAUUUAAGAGUUGCAACAAUGUUACUGCAGAAAAUCGGUGAAACGUUUCAGGAUUUACAGUCUCACUCUUUCUCAAUCAUUACACUCGGGGAGCAGUGGAAACGUUUGCAGAGCUCAAUCGGAACGAUUCACAGAUCGGUGGAGGAGAAAGUCAAUGUGGUUGAGUCAAAGGACAGAGAAAUUAACAUGAACAGAAUUAGGCUUCAGAAUUUCAAGAAGGAAGUUGAGAAUCGGCAGAAGAAUCUGGAGGUUGAAGAGAAUUCGCUGAAACAGAGGAUUGAAGGUGUGGAAAUGAGGGAGAAGCAGGUUAAGGAGUGGUGUGAGUGUUUGGAGUUGCAGAGGAGAGAGAUUGCAGAGCGUGUUGAGAAGGUGGAGGUUUGCGAGAAGCAGUUUGCCGAGGGUUUUGAGCGUGUUAAGGCGGUGGAUGUUGCGGAGGUUAGGGUUUCGGAGCGGCGGAAGGCGGUGGAGGAGAGGGAAAAUGAGGUUGUUGCGAGGGAGAAGGAAACGAAGGCGGCGGCGGAGAAGGUGGGAUUGAGGGAGGAAGUGAUGAAUGAGCGAGGGGAUGAAUUGGAUGCUAAGGAAAUAAAAUUGAAGGAAUUUUCGGAGGAAGUGAAUAGGAGGUUUGUUUUGUUGGAAGAAAAGGAGGAAAGAUUGGGAUUGACUGAGAAGGAAAUUGAUGAAUUGUACAGUGCUGUUAGAUCGAAGGAGAAGGAGAAUGAUGAGAGAAGCAAACUGUUGGAGGGUAAAGAGAAGGAGAUUGAUGAGCGUUAUCAAGUGUUGGAGGGUAAAGAAUUGGAGUUGCGAUCGACAACGCAGGAAAUGGAUGAAUUAUUCAAUUCUGUUAAGUUGAAGGAGAAGGAGAUUAAUGAAAUGAGGGAAAAGUAUUUGAAAGAGGUUGAAUUGCUACAGAAUGCUGUGAAUGAAAAGAUGAAUGAGGUGUAGAUGAGAGAAGAACAGAUGAAUGAGAAGAUUGAUGCAUUUGAAGUGAAAGUGGCGCAAAUUGACGGGGUUUGUAAGGGAAUGGUGGUGAAACGUUGCGAAAUGGCAAAAAUGAAAAAGGCGAUGAUGGAGGAGGUGAAGGUGAUGGAGGGAAAAAUUGAAGAGCGUCGAAAAGUGGUGGAGGAGAGGGAAAAACAGAUGGAUGAUCGUUGUCGAGAGUUGGAUUGUAGAGAGAAAAUGUUGAAUGAACGAGGCAAAGAUAUUGAUUUUUUAACAAGUUUGGCAUUAUUAUAUCAUAAAGUUACCUUCUUUUUGCUAAUUAAUUAUUUCGUAUUAUUUGGUUUUUAAUUUUUUGUUUUAAUGAUUGAUGCAGUUGAUGGAGAAAGAUUUGUUUACUAAAUAGGUUGAAUAUAUUUGCAUAUAUGUAUAUUCAAGUUGAAUGAUUUUACUAAGGCUGUUUGUUGAUUACAUUGAUCAUGGUGGUGUUUUUGUGAUAAUAUUGAUGAAGUAGGUGAAUGAGAUUAAUUUUAUUCAUAUCUUUCUUUGGGGUAUUGGAUUGUAGAGCUACAAAGGGCAGAGAUGUUCAUGGGAUUUGAUCCCGAAACUUAAACAUGCUUAGCCAGUUGGUAUCUAUAUUCAUUGCUUAUAUCUCCAAAUUAUCCUUAUGAAGUUUCAUGUUAGCCGACCCCAAUCUUUUUGGAUUUUUGGGACUAGGCUUUAUUGUUGUAGAUAUCUCCAAUUAAGAUUGACUUUUACCAUCUUGGUUUGGAUUAUGUAUGUAUUACCAAUGGUAAUGGUUGCGGCAAAGGUCUAAGACCAUAAGAGAUGCAUAAAUGUAUUCUGAAUUCUCAUAGGAGAGGUUUUUUUUGGAUGAAAGGGUUGGGGAGGAGGAGGAAGUGACUUGCAUUGCUUUUGUGUCUUGAAUAUAGGGAAAUUAUAUCAGAGUUUGAGGUAUUGGUGACUCAUGGAGUUCAGAAUGUGUGGUUUGAGUAAAAACCUUGUUCUUGGUCUAAACUGUUCUGUUAUUAAAACAUUCAGCAUUGUGUGUGUGUCUCAUUUUUUGAUAUUCUUGGGGAACUAGUAUGCUUUGCUGGAUUGCCAAAGACAAGAUAUCUGUUGCUUUGUUCUAGUUUUUAAUGGGUUUUGUUCAUCUUUUUGUUUUUAAUUUCCAAAAUCCUAGUUGUAUUUUUGAACAUUGACAUUAUCUUUUCAUUUGGUUUCUUAAGUCUGGUUAUUGUCAUAGUAUCUCUUGGAAUUAUAUUGAUUUUUUAAUUUGCUCUUUCUACACUUGAAUAUGGUUUGUAUAUCUUUCUUCCUUGUCACUUUUAGUAGAACAUUCUACGCUUACUGUUACUUUAUCAUUACUUCCAUUGACCUUCCCACUUGCACAUCUAUAUCUUUCUUCUUUGGCAAACUUUGUAUAAUUUUAAAUGCUUACUGCUGUUCUUUCAACACUUGCAUAGGGCCUACAAGUUCUGCACUUGCAAAAACCAGAGAACCUAAGCCAGUGGCGUGCUGUGAGAUUCAAUUGUUGUGCAGGAAUAUGGACACAUAUGGCAUGAGAUCUUACCUAAUUAAGCUACACUGCAAGGACAUAUAUAAUAUGCGUGAUGAUAUAUCUGAAUCUCUUCAGUUGUCACCAGAUCCAGCAAAGCUUGUUUUUAAUGUGAUUCAAAGUUUUUAUGAGUUGGUCGAGUCAGAAAGUACGCUUAGACAGCCUUAUAUUGCUUGUUGCACAACUUUGUCAGGAGCAUUGCUAUUACUAAACACUAGUGUAACACCACAUUUAAAAGAUGAUGCAAUGAAGUUCAGCAUCAAGUGGAGAGAUUUUUUCGCUAAGCAGGGUUAUAUUCAUCGUCUUGAUACAUUUGCCUUCCUGCAGUUUUUAGCCACAUACGACUUAGCACAGUCAUAUGAUGCAAAUGAACUUUUUUCACAUCUAAGGGCCUUCUUUACUGAGAGUGAGGCUCUUCUGUCCG
This is a messenger RNA of Chenopodium quinoa (quinoa), 2964 nucleotides long. Its product is annotated as putative leucine-rich repeat-containing protein DDB_G0290503. NCBI's taxonomy places the organism in Eukaryota, Viridiplantae, Streptophyta, Magnoliopsida, Caryophyllales, Amaranthaceae. The record is from RefSeq and is a predicted model, not a curated record. Bases 20 to 988 code for a protein of 322 amino acids. The transcript has a single exon.